Phragmites australis (common reed) is the source of this 5545-nucleotide messenger RNA. RefSeq names its product DNA repair protein XRCC4-like. Gene Ontology annotation, cellular component: nucleus; DNA-dependent protein kinase-DNA ligase 4 complex; DNA ligase IV complex. The record is from RefSeq and is a predicted model, not a curated record. Bases 139 to 966 code for a protein of 275 amino acids. NCBI's taxonomy places the organism in Eukaryota, Viridiplantae, Streptophyta, Magnoliopsida, Poales, Poaceae. Gene Ontology annotation, biological process: double-strand break repair via nonhomologous end joining; DNA recombination; response to X-ray. The transcript is spliced from 4 exons. Gene Ontology annotation, molecular function: DNA binding.
AAGCGUCUCCGUAAACACUUGGUUUCAACUAGUCACGUCAUCGGACGGUCCAAAAGACUCAAGCUCCCGUGCGCGGUUCUCUCCAACGGCCGAUCCGUGCCCCGACCAGCCGCCUUCCCUUCUUCGGGCUCGGCGACGAUGGCGACGACCGCCGCGGCUGCGCCCAGGCACAGCUGCGCGAAUCUCUCGGUGGCGGUGGAGGACCCCAAGGCGGCGGGCGGCGGCGCCGUAUUCGUCAAAGCCACGUGGCUCCCCACCCGCUUCUCCCUCGCCGUCACCGACGGCGCCGGCGCGUGGGUCGCCGACGCUUCCGACGCCGAGGUGCGGCUCCGCGCCGAGCAGUGGGAUCAGCCCGUCGCAGAUUACCUCGCCCUCGCGGAGCGCUACCUCGCCUUCCACCAGCCGUCCUCCUCCUACUCCUUCCACGACGCCGGCAACGGUCAUCGCAGGUUGUCAUGGACAUUUGAAAGACAAGGUACCAAGUUGGAAUGGCGUUGGAAGCUGCAGCCUUCACCUACUACCCAACAGACUAUAUCUGAGAUCCUGGAUUUUCUUAUGGUUGCAAAUAUACGCUUGAGUGAAGAGGUUGUUAGGAAAACACAAUCCUUCGACAAGUUGAAACAAGAAGCCGAGAAGUGCUUGCAACAAAGUGAAAGAUUAAAUAAUGAGAAAGCUGAGUUCGUACAAGCCACCUUUUCAAAGUUUGUGGCUGUCUUAAACUCAAAGAAGGCCAAGCUCAGACAGCUUAGAGACAAAGUUGCUGAACUCGAAUCUGCGGACAAGCGUCCAAAGGAGGAAGAGGAGAACUCAACGGACAGAACAGAGCUCUUCGAGGGAGGAGGCGACAAAGAGGCAAGCGUCAACGAUGAGCCAUCAGAGACAGGCAGCGACCAUCUUCAUAGCUCUCCUGAGAAAUCCGCAGCCACCUCCAGAGGGAGGAGAGGUUGCAAGAGGACAAGAAAAUAGACUGAACAAAGCAAACUCACUGCUAGACUGAACAUAACGGGACCUACAUGGAAAAUGUUUAUCCUUGUGAUGUAUCAGUCAUCCAGCUAGUUGAUCAUGCACCUUGUGACUUCCAUCUGCAGCUGACCCUUGAUCUAUCAUGCCAAAGUUGUUGAAAAUGGUCUUCACGUGUUUUUGGCAGAGGAAGGUACCAAAUUGAAGUGUAUGACGAAAGUGACUGCGGAUGUCAGCUGUAGCUUAUUGAUGAAGAAUAUUUGCAUUUCAUCACAUGUGUUAUGUCCCAUACCAUUUUUUUCCAUUUCAUUUGAGCUCGGUCGCUUUCUUUUCCCCCUCAGAUAUAUUUUCCUUGCUUGGAAAAACAAAAGAAAAGAGGAGGAAUGUUUGACCACGUGUUUUUCAUGCAUUUGAGGGCCGGUCAAUUUCCAUUUUCCAGAGUCGAACACUCAGACUCUUCCUCGUUUCCUGGCUGUUGGACCAAAUAAACAUUUGGAAUCCACGCGGCAGAACAUUUCCUGCUGUUGACCACCAUCGCCCCUCCCAGGCUCCCGCCAUCCUCCCAGCAGACGCGGAAGAAGCACAGGAGAGAAAAAGCGGAAAGGAAAGAAGAACCAGAUCGAGAAACAAAGUUGAGGUAAGAAAUCGCUUGCUAAUCUGAUGCGAUUCGUUGACGCAGCUUUUUUUCUGGGAGCUCUGAUGCAGUAGGCUGUUUUGGCUGGAGUGCAGAUUGUUCAGGUGAAUUCGUUUUGCCUUUUCCGGUUCUUUUGUGUGUUUUCAGUGUCUAUCUGGGAUUAUUUGGCGGAGUGGCGGUUUUGGCUCCGUCUUCCGCCACGGUGAAGACCAGCGCCGCCGCCAUCGUCAACCCCGAUGCCCCCAAACUGACACCACAAUUAGCGUCUCCGCCAUGUCCAAUCCUUCAGGUGACCUUGUCCGAGCACCAUGUCACGAACCUCAGUGGAUCAAGUAACCGAAUCAACACACAAACACCGAAUUCCUCAAGUUCAGGAUGUGUUUGCCUCAGCCAAACCAAGCACAAACACUGGGAUACAAGUGGGAGAGAAGAACAGCACAGAGGGGAAGAAAGAGGUCUGGUCUGCUAGAAGAAGAAGAACGGAGGAGCCCAGAAGGAAGCUGAGGGAGCCGGAGGUAGAAGAAGAUGUCGAGGAGGAAGAAGAGAGCCGGUUCAGUCUGUUCUAUUCGCUCCUUUUUCACGUGCUGUGUCGCCCCUUUGGUACCCGGCGUCCAGCCCAGCCAGGGAGGGGCCAGCUUGGCGCCCGCCCAGCGGGGCAGUCCCUGACACACCACCCGCUGCCGUUUAUCCACCGGCCGGACAUCCGAAGACCGAAGUAACCUGCGGCACCUCAUGGCAUUUAGGGUCUCCAUCGGCCGCCACUGUCUCCGCCGACCAAUCGCCGUCGAUCUUCUCUGCCCCGGCCAUGGCAACCGCCGCUGCCAGCCUUCAUCUGGGCAUCUCCGGCCACAUCGCAUCCGCCAUCGGUACGCACAGUAUCCUUGACGCUCAAUCGACCAGACUGUGGCCCGGAGCUCCGUCCCCUUCCACCGGCCUUGAGUUCUUCUCCGCGCCGCCGCGUUAUCGUAUUCUCGCCGUUUCCGCGCUACAAGCCUACAACGGCCGCGCAUCCGGGUUCUCCGCUACCGAGAUCAUGGUGUGAGCACAUCCUCGGCGUCGCUUAUCCGCCGGAGUCUGCUAGCGCCCGUCGUCGUGCACCGCCGCCAGAUGCGAACGAGGGGCAGAGAAUUUGGAUCGCGGUUAAUAAUCGCAACCCAAAAUAGGGGUUACAUGCAAAUAUUUUGUAAGCGUUUUAGCAUUAGAAGAUAACAAAAUUCACUUCUUUUAAAAAAAUCUAAUUAUUUAAAUAAAUAUAAAAUCAAGGAAAUAUAUAGUUGAAUAUAUAUACAUGUAUGUAUAUAUUCACAUAUAUUAUUUUGACUAAGUAUUUUAAAGAGCACCAAAUUAAUUUCUAAAUUAAUCCUUGCAAUAAAUUGAUAUGUAUUUUUGGUUUAUUUGUUUUUAUGAUUCUUUGAGUGAGGAUUUGAAUUUGAAUGUCUCUCAAAUUCAAAUCUAGAUCCUUAGAUUUAAUUCAGCUGAAAUCCAAUUAAAUUCAUACCUUCUAAAUUCAAACCUCUCUCAAAUAUCAAAGCUUCAAAUUCAAAUCCAUAUCCAAAUCCUAGUUCAAAUAAAUCCAUUUGAAUUAGUACCAAUCAAUUCCCAUUUAUUUUAUUCUUCACGGGCUGCCUUCUUUUCUUUUCCUUGCGCAACCCAGGCCAACGCGACACAGCCCUUCCUCCCCCUUGCGAGCGCACCUUGGGCUACCACCACGCUGUACCGACCAAGUGGCGCGUGUAGUAAGCCAGCUCGACACACGCACGCGCCAACCCAUGCAUUAGCCCGCCAGCCAAGCGCUAGUUUGCUCUCCUCUCCCUCACCGACAUGGGAGACCCACACCGCCUGCUCUCUUCACCCUCCUCUAGCUCGCUGUCGCGCUGACCUAAAGUCACACCGUUGUUUCCCGCAUUCAAUGUGCCAACGACUUCCUUGCCUUCUCCUCUCUCUCUCUCUCUCUCUCUCUCUCUCUCUCUCUCUCUCUCUCUCUCUCUCCUGCCGACGCGUGUAACGCGGGGAAAGGCCUGACACCGCGACUAUGCAGCACACCGUACACAAUGGCCGGUGCUCGUGCUGCCAUUGCCAUGCGUUUUCCAGUAGGCACUGCCACAGACAUGUCACGUCGCGCCAUCUCACCACCGCCACCUCUUGCUCCCCCUCCUAUAAAAUGGGCACGCAGGCCCCUUUUUCCCCUUCUUCCCCCAAAUCCACUACCGCUGUUGAGCCGCUGUCACAGACACGUUGCCGCUUCGACCCGCUAGCCACCACCGUAAAGCCUUCACUGGAAGCGCGAAGGAGUGCAGGAGAACGCUUGGAGCCGAGAGGAGAGUAGGGACCCGAGGUCGAGCCGACGUCACCACCGCCUACGACUUCUCGCCGCAGUCACGCAUCCCUCUAUCGUUGGCCACCCUUCCUUCCCCAGAGACAACGGUGAGUCUCCCCUGCCCUUCUACCCCUUCCCAGUUAGCGCGUUGUGGUUCGUGUGUCCUGCCUUGGUGCGGCAAAGGGUAACAACGGGAUUUUCCCCUACUGUCGUGGUAUGAUUGCUGCUAAUGGCCCUCGCCCCAUUUAUUGAGCUCGCCUUCGUGCCGUGGAGACACCAGAGGCUGUAGCCGUAGGUUUGCAGGUGCCCAGAGCGCAUAAUUUGCGGGGAGGUGUUGCCCAUUUUUUUGCUACCAUCGUCACGACCAUCUCCAGCCACCGUCUGACAUCGCUUCGGCCACCGCCUUCCGACGAUGAGCCCCAAAUCAGAAUCCUCGUCACGCGUAGAUGCCCGACCUAUAUAUCUCAUUGUGAACCCCUGGCGGCACUUCCACCCAUUGUACAAAGCUUAAUCCCCCAAAGAUUAAACUUGGUACCACAUGGAACAUGGCAAACACCACUAAGACUUGGUCACAAGCAAUUUUCACCACUAAGGCCAACAACAACAAAUGAUUAGAUCUAAAAUACCUUUUAGAUACACUGGACUCCUAAAACAAACUCUCAACACAAGCUCAUCCUGCACUAAGCACAUCGUUUGAGCAUUUGACACGACAAUCGAGCAACGCUUUUGGUAGCCCCUCUUGAUAGUACGGCUAUCAAUUCUAUAAUCUGGUUUCCCACCAAACUCUUUGAGACUGAAAAAACUAGAAAAUCUAUUCUAUUUAUACAUUUUCCUUAAGCAAUCUCAUCAGACUUGACAAACACAUCAUCUAAGCCCCGAUGCUUCUCAUAGCUCUUCAAGGCUCAUCAUCAGCUUCUCUUCUCUUGAUGACGUUGAUCAUCCUCAUUUUCAUCUUGAUCUUCACUCGAUCUCUAGAAGCUUAAUGAAGCUCUCUUGAUAGCUUCCUAUGUAUAAAGUAUAGGAAACUUCACUCUUCGUGUCAUCUUCAUUUGGUUCACCACUAAUGCAUGAACCGAAAGCAUCAAGUAUAUAAGUUAUCCACUAAGCUUGUAUUGAUCUUGAUCUUUCAACUUGGUAUAUUGAAUAUCUCAAUUCAACUCAUGCCUUCUUAUAGAACCUAACCCUAAUUCACUCUUAAGCACAAAGCACAUGGGUUAGUCCACAAAACUCAAUUGACAAUCUUAUAACUUUAGUCACUUAAUCUCCACAUAUGACUUAUCCUUCACGCUUAUCGUCAAUCUUCUUGAGCUUCUCCUUUAUCUCAUGAGCAUCACCUAGAGCUCAAUGACAUAGAUGCAUUUCUUUGAUCUCAAAGAAUUCCUCAAUGAAUCCACAAUAUAUCACUUAUGCAUCUCCUAUGAAACAACCUACUAAUAAUUCUCAAUAUAAUUAUUAGUCUAUAGGUAUUAUCAUCACUUACCCGAGCAUCAUCUAAAGCUCAUUCAUCUUGAUGCAUCUCUCUUGAUCAUAUGGCAUUCCUCAAUGAAUCCAUGCUCAUACUUUCAUGCAUCACCUAUGGAACAAUCUACUAAUAAUUCUCAACACAAUUAUUAGUUUAUAGGUAUUAUCAUUAA